AUGAUCACCUCUAAAUUCACAAUGCUGUUAGUAGCAAUAUUUGGUUCGUGUACAUGGAUUGGAACGAAUUCAGUCUGGAUGCAACUCCCGCUGUUCACCUCGGUGCUGCCAGAACACUGGAAUUUGCCUGCCUAUCUUGCAGUUGUUGUACAGUGUGGCUGUAUUGCUCCGCUCAUCUAUACAAUUGUCCACAAGCGAUGUAAAUCUGUUGAAAUCUCGCAGACACGUCUUAUAAUUUCGUUUUUGAUAGUGGCAUGCAUUUGCCAACUAGGGUUAGUCUUCUUGUGGAGGGAGACCAUUCUCAUAGGAAACAAAAACUACUCGGUUGCACUGUAUACACUGCUGUUUGGACUGGCUGUCGUUGAUUCUGUGUCCAAUGUGCUAUUCAUGCCGUUCAUGUCAAGGUUUAGUCCUCCAUAUCUGAAUGCGUAUUUCGUAGGCAUGGGAUUCUCAUCGUUGAUUCCCAGCAUUCUUGCACUCCUUCAAGGGACAUCGAAUUUCAAAUGUAUUGGCGAGGAGCCUCAUUACCUUCCGCCUCGAUUCACUGCAGCAGUUUUCUUUUUAGUUAUAUUCUUCUCCACAGGCAUCUCAACUAUUGCUUUUCUGAUUCUCUGCACUAAAGUCACGGAGAAGAAUCCGACUGAAAGAAGGGAAAAUUUAAACGGAGACAGUGGAUCAGGGGUGGCAGAAGUCACACAUCGAACUGAGGAAACGUUUUCUUCAACAGAACGAGAACUCUCGGGAUCUUCAUACGUAUUCAUCCUGCUCACGGUUUCUGUAAUAAAUGCUCAAAUGAACGGCAUCAUUCCCAGCAUUUCCAGUUUUGCAGCGUUACCGUAUUCACAAGACACCUACCACUACAGUAUAACUUUGUCCAAUGUGAUGAUGCCACUAGCUUCAUUUCUAUCGCUCUUCGUUAUAAUUAGGAAUCUUAAAAUUCUCGGACUACUAUCUGCAAUGUCCACAUGUGCUACAGCAUUUCUAAUCUACCUGGCCGCACUGAGCCCCUCCAGGAUCUUCAGUUCACAAUCUAUGGGCAGCGUCCUAUCGAUAUCAGCAUCCUUAGUAGCAUCUGGACUACAUUCCUUCCUGCGAAUAGCAUUUGCAUCUCGACUUCGUGAGUGCGGCGAUGAUGAAUCCCGUUUAUUUUGGUGUGGAGUGUUCACUCAGGUAUGUCCAUAUUAUACUUUGUAA
Molecule: messenger RNA, 1194 nt
Organism: Angiostrongylus costaricensis
Lineage: Eukaryota; Metazoa; Nematoda; Chromadorea; Rhabditida; Metastrongylidae
Source: the annotation of a GenBank genome assembly